Scylla paramamosain (green mud crab) is the source of this 1782-nucleotide messenger RNA. Its product is annotated as rap guanine nucleotide exchange factor 6-like. The transcript is spliced from 4 exons. Lineage: Eukaryota; Metazoa; Arthropoda; Malacostraca; Decapoda; Portunidae. The coding region runs from base 1084 to 1371 and encodes 95 amino acids. The record is from RefSeq and is a predicted model, not a curated record.
CGAGUGUAAGCGUCACAAACACCUGUGGCGGCGAACACGUGCCCUCAGGAAUGAUAAGAAAUCUUCUCCUUAACGAGUGUACCUCACCAUCCAUAAAUAAUGUAUCGGGUGAGUCAACACUGGAGGCGGGUCUGGGUGAAGAGCGGGCGGUGUUGACGUGUCGUGUUGUACAGUGCGUUGUUUCUCUUUACAGGGUCGCCGUGUGGUGCGGGAGUGUGGCAGCGCGGCGCAUCCCAUCCCGCUGUGGGAGUCCAGAAUCUUCGCCGCCUGACCUGCCCGACGUGUUCCCGGUUUGACGCGCGCCAGGUCAACACAGCGUCACCUCGGCAGCGAGACAGUAAAGGGCGGCCUUACCCUGCGUCCCUGAGGGUGUCAUGUGAGAGCGCGCUGGUCGCGGCACCACCUCAAAGGCUGACACCGCGACGCGCGACGCGAGGCAUGUAGCGGCACCAUACAGGGCAGAAUGGUGCCCCAGCUGUGGCGGGGACAGUUGCUGGUGCUGCUGCUUCUAGUCAAAGUGCGUGCGGCGUGACGGCCUGACUCCAGCAGCGGCGUGGCCCGGCAGGCGAGGCCGUGAAGCGCCAGGCGAGGACCACCGAGCAGUGACUCACUCCCCAGCAGCGUGUGCGACGGAAUUCCGGGUCCGCUCCGCCGCCAGGGGUGCACAGCGAUCUAGCGAGGCGGUGGCGCAGCAGGAAGGCGCCAGGCUCCCUCCCGUUGGCGGCCUCAUGCCCGCGCCUUUCCGCUCAGUGUGUAGUGCUAUCUGCUUCAAGUGAGUGCCGUGCUGCCUGCCCUCCAUCAGCCGCCUGGGCCGCGGCGGCACUGAUUUACCGGUGUUUACUUACACGUGUAUCGGUGUGAGUGCUUCAGGUGUGUCCGCUGCACCGUGACCCCAAGCAUGGGCUGAUCGCGGCCCUGCCCACUCUGCCUGGCUGUCAGGACCUGUUACUGUGCUAGUGGCACCACGCCUGAGCUCCUUAGUCACUCAGCACCCCGCCAUGGGGCGGCCUUGCGUCCUCGCGUGCUGAGCGAGCGUGUGUUGCUCGCGGCGCUUUGGAGUCUAGUCACUCCUCCGUCACCCUCAUGAUGGACGACUACCACGACAAGAGGUUCAUCCGCGCCCUCAGGGUGGCGCCCGCCGAGCGCAACCAAGAGGAGUUGGACCUCAUCUACGGGUGUCUUCGCGGCAUGGAGGCGCUGUGCUGGCUGCGGGAGCCUGCCCUGCGUGCCCUGUGCCGCACUGUGAGGUACCAGGUGCACUACUCAAACGACAUCCUCUACUGCCGCGGGGAGCUGGCCACGUGCUGGUUCAUCCUGCUGUCUGGCUCCGUCUUCAUCGAUGGCUCCAUGUUCCUGCCCCGCUCAAGGUAAAUGAUGAACAGUACAGUACGUGCAUGGGGAGUCCUUGGUGUGAAGUACGUACACACACACACACACACACACACACACACACACACACACACACACACACACACACACACACACACACACACACACACACACACACACACACACAGAGAUAGGUACUCGUAGAUUGGUAGAUACAUAGGCAGAUAGAUGGACGUACAGACAGACACACAUACAGACAGACAGACAGACAGACAGACAAACAGAAAGACUACAAUCUGGAACACACACGAAAACAUAGUAAAAGAAAACACACACACACACACACACACACACACACACACACACACACACACACACACACACACACACACACACACACACACACACACACACACACACACACACACACACACACACACACACACACAAACA